UGAUUGUCAUGUCACGUUAGAGCUAGUGUUUAUAGGUGAUAAAUCAGGAGAUUGGGGCACGAAUCUGAUUUUUAAUACACAAAAUCCGAUCAUUAUCGAGGCAUGAGUCAUUUUGACAUAUAAACGUGUGUCCAAUGGUGCGAAUUCAGUUGUAACAAUGACACUGAUUCAUUAACUCGAUUUAACAACUGCCCACAGGUCAUGGUACAGUCCUCAAUCCUGAAUAGUACCACAAAAAAUUCAUCGAGAUGAUGACCGAGGAGGACAGGCAGAUCCGAGUGGCUGCUGAGAAUCUUCUGAGUGGUUCAGUCCAGUCCCAGAGGAGCUCUUAUCAGCGUAGCAUAAGCAGCAUCAACAGGGACUACGUCGUCUCCGAGGAUUUGAUAGCUGGAAGUCGACACAAUGGCCGAAUGUCUCCUGUCAGAAGAUUCUUUUGUUUGCUAGUCACUUUUGAUUUGCUCUUCACUUGUCUCAUGUGGCUCAUAUGCACUACAAUAGCAGGGGAGAAUAUCACAACAGCUCUCAUCCAGCAAGUGGUCCACUACAACAUCCAGACUUCAUUAUUCGAUAUUGUCAUGUUAGCAGCAUGCAGAUUCAUAAUUCUUCUCUUGUUCUACGGUCUGCUGUACAUAAGCCACUGGUGGAGCAUAGCCCUCACCACUGCCACAACGAGUGCCUUCCUGGCAGCUAAGGUCUACAUGUUCAAUUGGAGUGGUGUGACACAGCCAGGGUUCCAAGCUCUUCUCAUCAUAGCUUCAUUCGUCCUCGCGUGGGGAGAGACUUGGUUCUUCGAUAGUCGUGUUGUGCCGCAAGAAUCUCAGGCCAGACAAUGGAUAAUAAAUGCUGUUGAUUCUGAACGAUCACCACUGCUGAGACCCGGUUUCGAUGGCCCUCCAAGCCGCAUGGCCGAGAGUGUGGGAAAUUUCUUUACACCCAUGGACUCUCCCACACACUCGGACGACGAGGAACCUAGGGCUUUUCGGAGACGAGACACCAGGAGUGACGAGGAUGUUUCUAACAAAAUUCCCACCAUGCCUCCAUUAACACUCCAACAAAUCGAUGAAUACAAGAGAAAAGCAGCAACACUGAUGGAGCAAGCGCAUCAUUUGUUGAUAUCCAACGACUGGAAGACGAUAACGACGACUCUAGAAGGAGAUGUUAUAUCUGCAGUGAAUCGGAGUUAUGGGAAAGUUGUGCGCAUAGAGGGGAUAGUGGAAGCUCCUGCCUCGCAGCUCCUGGACCGUCUCUUCGAGUGGGUGGAGGAUCUUCCCUCCUGGAACAAGGAAGUAACAGAUGCCAAAAAAUUGCAGAUUAUCGACGAGGACACUGAUAUCGUUUAUCAGUCAACAAAGAGCUUCGGGGGAGGCCUUGUGGGUGCUAGGGACUUUAUCACACUACGUCAUCGCGGUCAGUGUGGCGAUUAUUUCAUCAGCAGUGGAGUCUCGGCUAAUUCCGAUGUUCCACACCGUAAAAAUUAUAUCAGAGGGGAAAAUGGAAUUGUUUGCUGGGCAACACAACGAUUAGUCACUCAAAGCGAUAGAAAAAAGAAUAAUUGCAAAUUCAUAUGGAUAUUGAACACUAAUUUGAAAGGAUGGCUGCCACAACGGGUCAUCGAUAACGCCCUCAACAGUACAAUGAUUAAUUUCAUGAGCUCAUUGAGAGCUCACGUGGAAAACUUGUCCCCCUCAUUCUCCUAAAUACCACAACAAAUACUCGAAUUUAUGAAUCCCUAAAGAAAUAGAUUACAGAAAAAAUAGAUCAAUGUUAAUUUUCUUAUGGUCUAUUAAGUUGGGUGUUUUGAAUGUGUGGACUAUUUUUUUCUGAUCUAUUUCUUCUGCCUACCUGAAUUUAUAAGUUUUUUUGUGAUAAAAUUAGGCUAGAUAGCGUGGAGGAAGCUGCGAUUUCUCGUGAAACUUGGGGAAUUUUAUAUUUUGUUGUCAUUAACUGAAUGGAUUGCCCGAGGAGAUCUAUUGAAGGGAGUAAUUAACGUGAUGAAUGGGUGAGUGGGAACUGUUCACUCGCGAUUCAAUUAUGGGGCUGAAACUCUUUAUAUUGUACAGUUGUUAUUGCAAGUGCUCUAGCAUUUAAUAUUCUGUCUCAUGUUUCGAUUUGUGCAAUGAGUUCUAUCAUUUCUAUGGGAUUUAUUGAUUGUGAUUUCUCUCAAGUGUAAAAAUAAAUUUUUAAUA
This is a messenger RNA of Fopius arisanus, 2186 nucleotides long. It is a transcript of the gene Start1, whose product is annotated as Steroidogenic acute regulatory protein-like. Bases 249 to 1697 code for a protein of 482 amino acids. The transcript has 11 exons. NCBI's taxonomy places the organism in Eukaryota, Metazoa, Arthropoda, Insecta, Hymenoptera, Braconidae. Gene Ontology annotation, cellular component: lysosomal membrane; endoplasmic reticulum membrane; endoplasmic reticulum-endosome membrane contact site. Gene Ontology annotation, molecular function: lipid binding. The record is from RefSeq and is a predicted model, not a curated record.